Messenger RNA from Amoebophrya sp. A25, 1760 nucleotides. Lineage: Eukaryota; Dinophyceae; Syndiniales; Amoebophryaceae. The record is from the annotation of a GenBank genome assembly.
CAGCAGAUGACAACUCAAUUUACGUGAGCUUAGUUCUCCUCUUAAAAACACAUGAGUUGAAGGUGUUCCUCUGCGUCGAACCUCUUUGAUAGAAAAACUGCAUCUGCAAAAACGUUUUCUACUUGAGAACUACAAUUCAGCUUCAUUAAAGACUUUAAUAUCUGUUUCUCAACUCGUAAUCGUACACCAUCAUGGGCAACAAUUUCUCUGGGACCACAACAGCUGCACCUGCACAGCUUACUGCGAUAAUCACUGCCGCAUCUGAAUUUUAUGGCUUAGUUACCCUAAAACUCUAUCUUCUGACUCAUAUAACAUGAACAUCUGAAGCAUGUUAAUCGGAGGCUGAAAAUAAGCGAGUUCCUGACUGAAAUGAGCAGGGAGGUAGCUUUAGAGUGCUACUCUUCCAUGUUCAGUAUCUCGCUUUUUUUCAUCAGUAACUUGCUUAAUUCGGUUUAUCGAAUAGUUACUUGGAGCUGUUUCGUAACAACUAAGGGAAAAACUCCUGCUCCAAGAUGAACAACGCCAAGAAGAUGGUUCGGAGCGAGCUCUAAGAGUAACCAGAGAUCUCACUCGCAUCUGUGGAAAAGCUCGCACUCUUGUGGCAGCGAGAUGGAGCCCCACUGGUCUGCAGCGUCGAUCGGCUUAUGGAGAUGGUCGACGACGUCAAUGAUCGAGAUGACCCUUCGCCUAGUAGUUCUAGUACAACUUCUGCAAAAAAUUUCAGGAAGAUGCUCGUGGAGUAUGUGCGUCCUCGUAUGGGCUUGGCACUGGGAGGUAACCAGGGAAGCUGCGAAGAUGGAGGUACUGGACUAGAAAACAACGCUAAUAUUGUCUAUGCAGCAGCACCAGAAGUUUUUGGCGCUUUAUGCUUGGUCGCCAGGGAUGCUUCGACAUCUACUUCGCCGUCGCGACAUCUUCAGGACCGCUUAUUGCGUCGCAAAGCUCGGUUUUUAGCUACGUUCUUGCGUUUUUCCUCUCGGCGAAGGCAGCGUGUCGAGAUAGAGCUUAUCUUCGAGAGCGCAGUGUCCGGAGUCACACGCUUAUUGGGCGAUGACUGUAUAAAGACGACUGUAAGUAUGCUGACUUGUUUGCGUUCUCGCUCUUGCUGGAAGAAAUUAUGAGCGUACUUAUGACUAUAUUGGAUGAAAAAAUUAGAGAAUGCACUACGUACUACGCUGAAAUUCACAAACCAAGAUGAAUAAUACGACUAUUAUCUUCACGUCACGACUCAAUCCCCUAGUAUCCCCUAGUUGUAGUUGCCAAAUCAGGUCCUCUCUCCUCUACGUGCAACCAUGCGGCCCAAAUGGCUUUGGUGGACAACUUGUGGACUAUGUUUAACUUGCGUUCGGAAGCAGUGGCUCCUCAUCAAGUCGCGGAAUGGGCGAUAAAGAAUGUCGUAGUCAAUAACUUGUUAACCGCUUUGACGUUCUUUAGUACAACGACGAACAAAGAAGAUCACUAGCUGCAUGAUAUGUUGAUUUUUAGUUGUACAAUUUCGAAAGAAGACGACCUUCAGCUCCGCCAGUUGUAGCGUUAAUGCCUGCAGUAGAUUAUAAAAUGCAAAAAGUAAAAACACACAGUGAAGACGCUAAAAAACUAGUAGAAGAAAGCGCAAGCGCUAGCGGAGAACAAAAUGAAGAUAAGAAUAGCUGACAUUGAUGACAUUUAGUUUGCAAGUAUGAGUGCGUUGUUCCGGAUUGUGAAGCUCAAGCAAAGGCCCGACUGAAGAACUCAUACCUAUUGCACACGCGGAUCAAAGU